AUGUUACAAACCUUCCCCGACAAUAUCUUAGUUGACAUCAUUUCACUCCUGCACGAUUUCGACGACAUCUACUCGCUUUCUCUCACAUGUUUUCGCCUUUAUGAUCUCACGCGUAAGCUGUGCACAAAAUGCACCCUGGUAUUUCGUGAUCUGGACCCGGAUGAUGAAGCUAUGUUCAUGCGUUCGAUUCUCGGCUUGUUCAAUUAUCUUCCUUAUCUCAAAGACGUUACCUUACACUGUAUAGAUAACAGCAACACAUUGUUCAAGCCUCAAUUCACAAUACCGAAAGAUAUUUCCAAGUUUUUCCUAGUUAGUAGCCUUAAACUAAGUGGCUGGUUUGGAAUUGAUGAUGCUGUGAUAAUGGCGCUCAUUUACUUCUUUCCUUCGCUGGAGUCUCUGGACGUUGAAGAGUCUUCUCAGUUCAGAAUCAGAAGUUCGCAUCUUGUGUCUGGCUGGCUGGCUGGCUUUCGAAUGUUGAAUAGUCUGAAACUCCCGGCUGAUUUUAAAGAGCAGGAUUCCGCACUUGUCCUAAGGAGCUGCGAGACCAAGACGAUGAAACACUUCACAAAUUCUACUCUCACAGAACAAGAACCCUUGAAAAGGUUCCUCCGCUCACAAGAACAGAGCCUGCAAUCACUACAUUUGAAACUCCACAAACACCUGCCGUCCGAAGCAUGCAUUGGUCUGCUUCGAGAUAUUUUCAAUGGGGAUAUUCUUACGAAACUAAAAAAUCUUACGGUCGAAUUCAAGAAUUUCCCUUCUUCGCCAUUUGGCUCGAAAGUUCUAAAUAUCAAUCGAAAAUUUAAAAAAAUCAAGUGUAUCAUUAGUAAUACAACGAAUAUCUCUAAAAGCUGGCAUUCUGUCCUGGACAAUUUACCGCAAUCUGCUCAAAAAUUAGAAAUUGAGCUGGAAAAAGUGAAACUUGAAAACUUGGCUCGUUUUAAAGAAGACUUCCUGACAAAUAUUACUGUUCUAAAAUGCAGCGAGACUUCAACUUUCAAUGUUUGUGCGUUACUCCAUCUUUGUCCCAACAUUCGGUAUUUGGACACUUCAGAAACGGAUCUGAUUACGUGUGAACCAUUUACAUUAUCAAAAGACGUGUACAGUUCCAGCUGCUUGAAGUUCGUAUCGGUAAACGUGAAAAAAUCGGAUGAAAAAUCUUUUCACGAUUUUUUCACAGAUUUGUUCUACCUUUCGGAAAAAAUCGGAUCGAAUUUGUUCACAAAAGAGAAACUCGAAGCAAUGAAAAGAGAACAUUUUGCGAACAAUUUGUCGCAAAAGUUACCGAAAAUGAAACUCAAGGCAAAGUUCUGUAAAGGAAAAAUUUUGAAACAGACAGAAAUUGGGAACGCUAGUCAUCUGUACGUGCGAGCAAAUAAAGACUGGUAUCAUUAUGAGACACAUAGGUUGGACUUGUUUCCCAUGAAAUAAUUUCAAUUAUAAAUUUUUGUUAAAAUUUAGA
This is a messenger RNA of Symsagittifera roscoffensis, 1462 nucleotides long. RefSeq lists its product as uncharacterized. NCBI's taxonomy places the organism in Eukaryota, Metazoa, Xenacoelomorpha, Acoela, Convolutidae. Gene Ontology annotation, molecular function: protein binding. The transcript has 2 exons. The record is from RefSeq and is a predicted model, not a curated record. Bases 1 to 1431 code for a protein of 476 amino acids.